AAGCGUCAUCUCGCAUGCCGGACGCCCAACUCCGCUUUUUAUUUUGUGUUUUAUUAUAUUCCGUCUACUAAGUUUCUCCGCCAUCCUUCACUUUUGUGUGUGUGCAGUUUGCGGUUCAUCUCGCUCGCCAUCUGGUGGGCGCCUAUGGCGAUUUCAUUGCAUCCCUAUUCUCUUUUUUUUCCGGCUCUCAUGUUGUGUGUACUAUUGCACAUUAGAUUGUCUUAGUACUAUUGUGUGUGUGUGCCUGCCUUAUAUAUGCAUCCAUCUGGGUGGGGUUGGGUGGGGAAAAAGAAAAGGGGGGUUAGAGGAAGAGAGAGAGGUGGCACGGGACGGAGGAGUUGCUUGUCCUUCUCUCGGAUCGAUUUCUCACGACAGGCUGUUUCCAGUGUAGAGUGUAGACUUAGUGUCAGGUGACACACCCACCCAGUGUGUGUGUCUGUGUGUGUGUGUUGUCCGUCUUUUACUCUCUCUCUCUCUUGCAUCCAUCCAUCCAUCCAUCUCUACACUUUGCCAUGCAUUGUGUGUGUCUGUCUGUGUGUGUGUGCGUGUGUGUACGGGAGCGAUAUGUUGUGUCCUAGAUGGUCCUAGAGACAUCUUGUGGAAAUUGGCACCCACCCCACCCUCCCCUAGCGGGUGGAGAGAGUGGGGGAGGGGGUCAGUCCCGUUGCGCUCCCCUCCACCCGAAGUUGCGCGCGCAAUUUGAAUCAAACGUUUGGGAGGGGGGUUUUGCGCGUCGCUUUUAUAUAUACUAGAUAUAUAUAUAUUUUCUUGGGGUGCCACCCAGUCGACACGUUGGCCGGCGCAUGCGUGAAUUUGUCGCUUCAGAUUUUUUUUUCUUUUUCUUUUUUUUUUUACUUCCCCUCCCUCCCCCCACCCUACCCUGUAUACUGUGGAUAGGGGGGUGGGGUAGGGUGGAAGAAGGAGGGAAGCGAAUUUUGCAGCGGGGUUGGUUUGGGGGUUGACUUCCGAGACGGGCCAGACGGGAUCGUUCGGUCGUCCUGGCUCGUUCACAGCUCCGCGAGCUCUCCCCCAAGUUGUGCCACACGAAGCGAAAAACCGACAAUUUCUUGGUUUUUGUUUUACUAUUUACGAACGAUUUUUGGAUUCCGCUUUUUUGAUUCAUCGUCUCCCCCCAUCGCCCGUUCUAUUUUUUUAACUUCAAAACAUAUUCCGCAGUGUGUGUCCUAUACGGGAAAAUUAAUUUUGUUUCCCCCCCAAAAAAAAAGUCACACGCGAAAAAAAAGACAAGAACAGACAAAGUGAAAAGGAGAGACAAGUCGCAUUGUUCCGCAUUUUCUGUUGGUAAUCAGGAGCCGCUUUGUUCGCCCGCCUCCUCUACUCUCUUGUUGUGUCGCCUACGGCAGUGAUCGCCCGUCCGCCGAUGAUUAUCCAAUUCACAUUGUUUUCAAUAGGCGACCCGUUUCGCCGCUAAAGCCUCUCCCCCCGCUCUCCACCCCAUUGCCAGACAUCUGAAUCCAAAGCAGAAAAGAAAAGAAAAACUGAAGAAGAAGAAACGAGACUGUCUGUUGUUUGGCUUCGCUCGUUUGACGAUUUUUUCGCUACGACCUUGUCGUCGUCGGUCCGUCUUGCGUCCGUCCGUCCGUCAGGUCCGUUUGUGUGUUAUCUUUCUGGUGGGGGUUUGUCCCGUUCUGGAACCGAAUCAGACGGGAAAACGGAGUCGUUUGACUAUCUCCAGCCUCUCCGGCAAAGCCCCUGGCUGUGGCUCCCGUCAGUGCAAGCCGGGCAGAGCGACUACACGUACUCGGCCGUCCCGCUGCACCACCCGCACCAUCAGCACCAUCAGCACCAGUCGUCGCCGUUGAGUUCGCAGCCGGCCAAGAGACGGAAAACGUCUUCGUCGUCGACGGUUGUCGGGACGAGUCUCGCCGGAUCAGGAUCAGUCGGAUCAGCCACGAGCGGUGCGUCGAACUCGACGGCCAGGGCGAGUUUUGAAGCUACUGAACUGUCCGUCUGCCUACCGGCCUCCGCUGCUGCGGCUGCAGCGGCGGCUGCCUGCCAACAGUUCACGACGGAUCCCCUCGCCGCCGAAGACUUGCUCCUCAGCUGGUACUCGCUCUACCAGCCGCGGCCCAAUCCCAGCUCUGCGGCGGCAGCCGCCCACCACCAGGCGGCCACGGCGGCCGCAGCCGCUGCCGCAGCCGCCGCUUCGGCUCCCGCCGGCUCGAUGCUGGCCGCUAUGUCGACUCUGAUGAUGCCGGCCGCCGCCAUGACGCUGGCCGGCCAUCACAAUCUCCAUCAUCACCAUCCGGGGGCCGCGGCCGCUCUGGCCGGCGCCCUACAGCACCAGCACCAACACCAGCCGCAUCACCACCAUCCGCAUCACCACCACCACCACCACCAUCACCAGCAGCAGCAACAACAGCAACACCAACAACAUCAGCAGCAGCAGCAGCAUCAGCACCAGCCCAAGCCGGCCGACUUGCUGAGCAUUUCGGCGGCCGCGGCGGCCGCCGCCGCCUCGUCUGGAUCUCACCCGGCCGGAGCCGCUCUGCCCAUGGCCCACUUGGCUCUCAAGACGGCCAGCGUCAACGGGCACGGCGGGAGCGGCAGCAGCAGCAGCAGCGCCAGCAGCGGCGGAGGAAGCGCCGGAAGCGGGACGGCCAACGGCCAUUGUCAGAACAGCAACGAACAUUUCCACAUUUUCGUGGGGGACCUGAGCCCGGAAAUCGAGACGCACACGCUCCGCGACGCCUUCGCCGCUUUCGGAGAGAUCUCAGACUGCCGUGUGGUGCGAGACCCCCAGACGCUCAAAUCCAAAGGCUACGGAUUCGUUUCAUUCGUCAAGAAGUCGGACGCUGAGAACGCCAUCGCCGGAAUGAACGGACAGUGGCUCGGCACUAGGGCCAUCCGCACCAACUGGGCCACCCGUAAACCACCGGCCCCGAAAGAUGGCGCGUUUUUCUCAGCCGGAUCCAAACCCAUGUCGUACGAGGAAGUCUUUGGCCAGUCAUCCUCCACCAACUGCACCGUCUACUGCGGCAAUUUGGCCCAGGGAUCGACCGAGGAGGCCCUGCAGAAGAUUUUCGGACCCUACGGUCAGAUCCAGGAGAUCCGGGUCUUCAAGGACAAGGGAUACGCCUUUAUCAGAUUCGCGUCGAAAGAGUCGGCCACGCAAGCCAUCGUCUCGGUCCACAAUACCGACCUCAACGGUCAAAAUGUCAAAUGCUCCUGGGGUAAGGAGCCCGGAGAGCCGGGUAGCGCUAACAAUGCCCAGCUGAUGACAGGCGGAUUGGGACCGACCAACACGCAGUACCCGUACGGCUACAACCAGGGCAUGAGCUACUGGUACCCGGGCGGGUACCCGCCGCAGAUGCAGUCGCAGUUUGUGCAAGGGAUGCAGGGCUAUGCGGCCUACGGCCAGUUUGCCGGCUACCAGCCCGGCAUGGGCAUGCAGCUGCCGGGCGGCUGGCAGAGCGUUCAGGCUCAGGCCGGAGCUGGCCAGCAGAUGGCAGCGGCCGCCGCCGCUGCCGCCGCCGCCUCCCAGCAGGGCGGUAUGGUGGCCUCCUACCCCAUUCAGCAAUUCCAGGAUUCCAAUUUCAUUUAGGAUCAGUGAUGAGGAUGAUGACACAGCUUGAUCAUGACGACGAGGCACUUGGCGCGAAACGACAGAGAAACUGAUGACACGGGGGAAAAAACAGAAUCAGAGAAAAAAUCAGAGACAGAAAAAGUUUAUAUUGUGUGCGAGCCGUCAGCGGGAGAAAGAAAAACUAACUAAACAAAACAAAAAUCAUUAAAACAAUUCGUCGAGUAUUGAGGACUGGAAAGAAAAACAAAAUCAACACGCGGGAGAAAUUACGAGAGGAAAAACAAAAAAAAACAAUUCUUUAAAUCAAUUACAAGAAAUGGCAAUUUUUGGAAGCAGACGAAGGAUGGAGGAGGAACUGCAGAGAAGCCGGUCGCAACGAAAAAGAAAAAAAAAAUUGAGAAGUCAAAAAGUGAAAUGCGAAACACAAAAAAAAAUUAAUUAAUAAUUCAAAAAUAAAAUUUACAAAAUGUGGUGAUGACUAAAAAAAACAAAAACAAUACUGUGGUGGUGCUGCUGCUGUUGUUGUUGGUGUUGCGGCGGCGCUUUUGAUUGCAAAAGAAAAAUAAUAGUUAACAAAAAAAAAAUCAAAUACAAAAAAUUACGAGAAACAUACCAACACGACGGGAGACAGGCAAAGAAAUGUUGGUGACUAAAAAAUUAGGGUUAUGUCUAAAUUUGUCGAUCAUUUUUUUUUUCUCUUCACGAAAGACGGUCGUUGAGUGGCGAAGAAAUUUAACGAGCUGAGAGGGAACGGGGGGGGGGGAUCAAAUGAGUUUAUACAGAUGCGCGCAUUUUCAUCUCACGUUUUUCAUUUCAUUCACACACGUUUCAUUCACCCCCCCCCCCCACUCCUUCCCCCUACAACCAUCUCAUUUCGACACACUGAUACACACCCCACACACUUCAUACACACCCACACACACACAAUCGCCAUUUGACACAGACGAGGAGGAGGUGAAAGAAGAAAAGAAAAAAAAGGGAAUUUGACCUAAACGAGCAAAUGAAGAAUAAAAUUUCCUUCUUUAUUUUGUUCGCACACAAUUUCUUUUUCUUUUUUUUUUAAUUAUUUGUUUCGAAAUCAUGAUUAUUUGCGUAUAAAACAAAAAAAUUGAAGAGGAGUUGCAGUUUGAGGUGAGACAAAAUACAUGAGUUCGCAAAUUAA
Messenger RNA from Daphnia pulex (common water flea), 4709 nucleotides. RefSeq names its product nucleolysin TIAR-like. The record is from RefSeq and is a predicted model, not a curated record. Bases 2186 to 3565 code for a protein of 459 amino acids. Gene Ontology annotation, molecular function: mRNA binding. The transcript is spliced from 8 exons. NCBI's taxonomy places the organism in Eukaryota, Metazoa, Arthropoda, Branchiopoda, Diplostraca, Daphniidae. Gene Ontology annotation, cellular component: cytosol.